CAGUUAUUUCAAUUCCUUCCAAAUGGGGAAAUAGCAUUUGAAUUACGAGCAUGAACGACUGUAGUUUAUUACUAUAGUUCACCCGUCACCUUCUUUGCACAACAGAUGUGACAGCGGAGGACGUGAGCAAGCAAAAAAGUUGCGACGAGCUGAAUGGCCCCCGGAACAAAAAGCCCCGUCUACCCAAUGAUGACGUGAAAGUCCACAUGUCCUUGCCUCGCGCCCCGAGACAGAUGGGCAGUUCUAACCUCUGGCAGUCGUCCCACGUCGCCGCAUCCUGCCUCCAGGAGAAGCGUCGGAGGAAGUUGAAGGAGAACCGCGGGGUGUCGUCACUCCUGGCGCUCUCAUCCGAUGACGACCUCGAAAAGCCCGCGGGGAAACAUCUGCGCAAGACCAAGCACACGAGCGAGGCGGCGGAGGAGGCAGACGAGGAAAGAGGUGAUGGUGAGGGCGGGAUUGUGCGGGUUGCCUCCGACUCAUGCUCGCCACCUUUGCAGCCAAGCUUUGCCGUCGAACCUGCAGGAGACGAGACGCCGUUGCAGCAUGACGCCCGGCCGGGACGCGAAGAGGGGGCGCUCGACUGUCUGCAGCAGAGGCUCUGCAACAUCAACCACAGAGACGAUGCCGGCUAUUGCGCCCUGCAUGAGGCCUGCACUCGAGGCUGGCUCACGAUUGUGCGCCACCUGGUGGCGCACGGGGCAGAUGUCAACUGCAGCGCUCAGGAUGGAACCAGGCCGUUACAUGACGCUGUUGAGAACAACCACGUGGAAGUGGUACGUUUCCUGCUGGCCUGCGGCGCCGACCCCACCCUGACCUCUUGCUCCGGAAGAGGACCAAUAGACAUGACCGGCAGUGUUGCCAUGGAAACCUUCUUAGAGGAAUAUCUGGCUGAUCUCCAGGGAAGGCCGGAAGGGGAUUCUGGAAUCUGCUGGGAUUUUUAUGGCAGUUCCGUGUGCGAGCCAUCCACUGAGGGCGGAGUUUACAACAUCCUGGCCCACCCGCCGGGGCCUGAAGAGGAGGACGAGACAGAACGGCGGCUCGGAAGGGAGGAGUUUGAAAUUGAGCAACCGCUGCUUCCCUGCUACACCCUGCAGGUUUCACCGGCAACGGGUCCUCGGAACUGGCUCCUCCUCCGCGACGUCUUGGCUCAUCUUCAAAUGACAGCUCACACCUUCCGUCGCCUCUUCCCGCAUGUCGAAGUUCUCACCAUCCCAGAGGCCGACUUCCACCGCCAGACAUCGCUGUCGCAGCCUUGUGCGCAUCCUGCUCAACGGGCCGCCAAGGACUGGCUGCACUUAGUGGAAGCUACGCCGGAAAUGUCCGCCGUGCUCGGCUCCUCCAUCGAAUUUGUGAACAACCGGGAGCCGCCGGUUGUCUCGAACGUAUCUCCAAGGCCGGCACCACCACCAUCACCACCACCAUCAUCAUCGCCGGGUGUCCCAGUUCCCCCAUCACAUGCAAGCGACAUGACAGUGGAAAGGACGGCAAAUGCGAGCAGCUGUGUCACACACAACCAAGAGAUCAUCAAUACGUUGGAAGCUAAAAAUAAUAAGAAUAGCGGUCCUUCCUCAAAGACGGACUCCGUUGCGUGUGAAGUGCAGCACUUGCAAAACAGAGUCACAGUAAGUACACACUGUGGUUCCGAGGAGCACUCGCAAUGUGGCGAAAUCACCGAUGCGCACGCCAGCAAUCGCAAUUCUCAGAACGAGGACGGCGAAGUCGUUGGCGAAGCCUUUGAUCAGAAGCGUCCAAGCUUACAUGACCUCAGCGGUCAGACUGUGAAGAUGGACGCCGCGUGGCGAAGACACUUGGCAAAUGUCAGAGUUCACAUCAGGGACUUGGGGAUGGAAUUUGCCGCAGGCCGGACCGCCAGCAAUGUGAUGGAUUCCAGGAAGGUCACUGAGAGCAAAGCAACUCAACUCAAAAAUCAGCCGGGGAGAUAGGAUGGUUACAAAUGACCCCUGACCUUUGACAAACAUUUUUGGGAAGGACGACAUUCUUUUUUGGACAAAACAGCCAUCAUCAAAAUCAAUCAUCCACCAGCCAUGCAUUCAUUCCUCCAUUUUCGUCAUUCGGGUCACGAGUGAGCUGGAGCUGAUCCCAGCCGACGUUACACAUUUGACUGGUCGCCAGCCAAUCACGGACCGACCGUCCAACCAACCCAUACGAGGUGCUUAUGCUGUACAUCAUGUACACAGUCAAUAUUUAUGAGUGUGAACAAAAUAAUCGUUAUGCUCUGUAUACUCUGUUGGUUGUCAGUUUCAUGCGAUUUCAGUGGUAAAUUUGUUCCAAUUCGGGAAUGUCGUUUGCUAUAUUGAUGUGGUUUUGUAUUCUGCUCCCCGUUGACUUUUUGUGCCACUGCCCAACUUUAUGCCUCAUCGAAUAAACACAAAGGAGCAGAAAAGGAA
Messenger RNA from Hippocampus zosterae (dwarf seahorse), 2408 nucleotides. RefSeq names its product BCL-6 corepressor-like. The coding region runs from base 207 to 1943 and encodes 578 amino acids. Gene Ontology annotation, cellular component: nucleus. Gene Ontology annotation, biological process: negative regulation of transcription by RNA polymerase II. The record is from RefSeq and is a predicted model, not a curated record. The transcript is spliced from 8 exons. Gene Ontology annotation, molecular function: transcription corepressor activity; protein binding. Lineage: Eukaryota; Metazoa; Chordata; Actinopteri; Syngnathiformes; Syngnathidae.